ACAAUUCAGGCACGAGGGAACGCGUCGCAAAGUUCAAGGGUUACGAAUCAUUGAACUCGUCACUCGCGUGGACGCCCGAUGGCACACGCCUUCUCACAUGCAGCGAUGAUUUUGAUCCUACCAUACUUGAAUGGGAUACAACAACCUGGGAGCAGGUCGGUGAUCCUUACAAGGGCCACGAUUACAAGAUCUGUGACAUUGCUAUUCAUCCUGGUGGUAGAUUCGUCGCAUCCGCAUCUGAUAACAGCGUCCGUCUCUGGCGGCUCUCAAAUCGACGAACCGUUGCUAUAUUCAAGCCGACGGAGCACGUCACUUUCUCCGUGGACGGCAGCCGCAUCCUCAGCGGAGGCAGCGAUAGCAUCAUCUCAGAGUGGGCAGUACCUCGGGGUAUUCAGCGAAAGGCAUGUUUCCGUCCCUGAUUCAUAUACAAAGAAUCGAGCAUGCUUCUUGCAGACUAUCGCCAUCACAACAGCCCGCGAUGCAUGGAGAGAUGGACUCGGAGACCUAUCUACUGACGAAGAACUACUCACGCGCAAGGCACACCAGAAACGGUGUGAUGCACUCUUUCGGGCGGGUAAACUCCAAGAUGCCGUGAAAUCAUACCAACACAUGAUGGAUUUGUGCGACGAAACUACAAAUGCUGACUACUUUGACUGGUCUAACGAUUUCAAGCAAGAAUGCAGCGCACUCUGCGCUGCCAACGGAGAUGCUGCAUUGGCUGCAAGCGAUUACGACCAGGCUAUUGACCUAUACUCCAUGGUGAUCGACCUGGAUUCUGCAUCUGAUGUCAUCUUUGCAAAUCGCAGCCAGGCAAACUUAAGUAAAAUGCUAUGGGUGGACGCACUCCUCGACGCGGAUAAGGUCACCGAACUCAAUCCCUCGUCUCACAUUGGGUACCAGUUGGCGCACGCAGCGCUGCGUGGCGCACAACGUUACGAUGAAGCCAUGGAGUCCUUCACAAUCAUGUUGUCCAAGUGGGACGAUGCUCCCGAAGCUGAAAUACGAGAUCUGCGUCAGCAGUACGUCUGUCCAUCCGAAGCAGAAGACGCUAUUCGAAGAGCAGUUGGAAUUGAACUCAGCAACGCCCCGCUUCGUCUGCUCAACACCUCUACGGGGAUUCUGUGCGACAGAGCAGCACAGCUAGACUCCUUCAAAACAAGUCCAGAAUACAAGGAACUUUUGUCAUUCAUAACAAAGCGUUCGGAUCUCGAAAUGGAACGCAUCAAGGAGGUGGUGGCGAUGCACUUCCGUUGCGUUUUGCUAUCACACAGGUGGGAGGAGAUGGAGGUGCUGCUGUACCACAUCCAAAAUAAAGGUGUGCGCGAGUUGGAGGGACAUGGUGGCAUCGCGAAACUGCAGUCGUUCUGCAAAGUCGCUCGUGACGCGGGGUAUUUCUGGGCGUGGAUGGAUACAUGCUGCAUCGACAAGAGCAACAACGUCGAGCUUCAAGAAUCGGUCAAUUCCAUGUUCGUCUGGUACCGUCACUCGGCGCUCACCAUAGUCUACCUAUCCGAUGUCCCUCCUUCAUCCCAACCCGGCGCGCUGGCGAGCAGUGUUUGGAAUGAGCGAGGAUGGACCUUUCAAGAAUUAGUGGCUCCGAAAGUCGUUAUAUUUUAUCAGAAGGAUUGGUCACUGUAUCUCGACGAUCGUUCUCCCAACCACAAAGAGUCCCCAGCAAUCAUGAAGGAGUUGGAGGGUGCGACGGGAAUAGAUCCACAGGCCCUGAUCUCCUUCCACCCAGGGGUGAGAAAUGCUAGACAAAAACUGCAAUGGGCAUCGAAGCGCGUCACCACUGUGCAGGAAGACACCGCGUACUCGUUAUUUGGUAUCUUCGACGUCCACUUACCUGUCAUCUAUGGUGAGAGGAAGCAGAGCGCGCUCGGGCGGCUCCUGCAGGAUAUCGUGUCUCGGUCGGGCGACAUCACCGCCCUGGACUGGGUCGGACAAUCGUCCGAGUUCAAUAGUUGCCUUCCAGCCGACAUCAUCUCAUAUGCAACCCCGCCAUGCUCCCUACCAUCAUUGUCUGAGGAUGAGAUUCAGACAGCGGUCUCUUCGUUGCGAAACAUCAUGGCUGUUGACUCAGCUUCGAAACUGUAUAACCUGCUCGAGGACAUGAAUGCUCCCCUCUUCGCCAACAGCAGACUCCGUCUGCCUUGCAUCGCAUUCCGGGUCACAGAAGUCAAACGGAGGCGCGGUGACGCUGCUCAUUCCACGUAUGGAGUGAAAGCAAAUGGACUUCGGAACUUGCUGAUCACCACGGACGAGACACUAAAACAGUUCUCGCGUGUAAAGCCCACUGGACAGACAUUCUUUCUUGUCCGUCCAUGGGAUCGCCGCCUCCUUGAGCUGCCUGACUUUUCAGACGAAGUGGAGAGCGCAGAGGAAUGGUCUGAGUCAGAGUCUGGAUUAGACGACACUGACGAGUGGUCCAGCAACUCAUCUGGAGAAGAGGAGUCGUCAGUUGGCUCGGAAGUUCACUCGCAAUCAUUGCGUUUGAUGGUUCACCUUGGGCAGGCUUUCAACGCACUUUUACUAGCGCAGCAACGCGUUGGAGAAUACAAGAGGGUCGCGUCGGAUCAUAACAUCAUUGCUCAGGUGAAAGACACGGCUUCGAUCGACAUUAUGAACAUCAGGACCCUAGACAUAUUGUAG
This is a messenger RNA of Suillus plorans, 2652 nucleotides long. RefSeq lists its product as uncharacterized. The coding region runs from base 79 to 2652 and encodes 857 amino acids. NCBI's taxonomy places the organism in Eukaryota, Fungi, Basidiomycota, Agaricomycetes, Boletales, Suillaceae. The transcript is spliced from 4 exons. The record is from RefSeq and is a predicted model, not a curated record. Gene Ontology annotation, molecular function: protein binding.